This is a messenger RNA of Fusarium graminearum PH-1, 2517 nucleotides long. RefSeq lists its product as uncharacterized. Lineage: Eukaryota; Fungi; Ascomycota; Sordariomycetes; Hypocreales; Nectriaceae. The transcript has 4 exons. The record is from RefSeq and is a predicted model, not a curated record. Bases 197 to 1642 code for a protein of 481 amino acids. Gene Ontology annotation, cellular component: cytoplasm; proteasome regulatory particle, lid subcomplex; nuclear proteasome complex.
AGGCAGGCAGGAGCCUCUUGCGUGAGCCUCGUCACUGAAUCGACCAGCUUGGACUACCUGAACCAAACACGCCCCACGACAUUUGACCCAUUAGCAUCAACACCACAUAUCUCCAAUUCUCAAACCCGACUCCCUCAACACCAGCAGUACCAACAAUUACAUAUCUUGAGGGACGCAGAACGCGAAUAAAGCCACCAUGUCUGACGGAGUUUUGAAGCCCGAGAAGGACUUCUCGAAGGAGGUUGAUCAGCAGCUCCCUGAAGCUGAGAAGCUGGCUGCGUCAAACAACCUUCAAGGCGCAAUUGAGAAACUUGCUGCUCUCGAAAAGCAAACCCGACAAGCCUCCGAUCUUGCAUCAACAUCACGAGUACUGAUCGCAAUCGUUACACUAUGCAAAAAUGCAGGCGACUGGAGUCUCUUGAACGACCAGACCUUGGUCAUGUCCAAGAAGCACAGCCAGCUUAAGCAAGCCAUCACCAAGAUGGUUCAGACCGUCAUGGGCUUCCUCGACGACACUCCCGACCUUCAGACCAAGCUCUCCGUCAUCGAAACCCUACGAACAGUCACAGAGGGCAAGAUCUUUGUUGAGGUCGAGCGAGCUCGUGUCACCAAGAUUCUUUCUGAUAUCAAGAAGAAGCAGGGUGACCUCAAGUCCGCCACCGAGAUUCUUUGCGAGCUACAAGUCGAGACUUUUGGAUCCAUGGACCGAAGGGAAAAGACCGAGUUUAUUCUGGCCCAGGUUGAGCUAUGCAUUGAGAGUGAAGACUGGACACAGGCCGCCAUUCUUGGCCGCAAGAUUAGCACCCGAUACCUUUCUCGCAAGCCCAAGAAGACAGCCGAGCAAAUCGAGAAGGAGCAAAAGGAGCGAGAGAAGAAGAUAGCCCGCGGCGAGGAGGUACCCGAGGAGAAGGAAGACGACACAACCGACCUCAAGCUGCGAUACUAUGAGCAGCAAAUCAUUCUUGCCAAGCACGAGGAGAAGUACCUCGAUGUCUGCAAGCACUACCGCCAGGUCUUGGACACAGAAGCCGUUGAGGAGGAUCCAGCCAAGCUUCGCCCUGUCCUUCAGCGUAUCAUCUACUUCGUCAUUCUAGCUCCCUAUGACAAUGAGCAGCACGAUCUCCUCCACCGAAUUCACAAAGACACCCGUAACUCAGAAGUCCCCGCGGAAGCCGAACUUCUACGACUUUUUACUGUGCACGAGUUGAUGCGAUGGCCCGAGAUUUCUAAGAGAUUUGGACCUCAUCUCUGCAGUACCGAUGUCUUUGACGUGCAGCCUGGCCAGUCUUCAGACGACAAGGCACAUAAGCGAUGGCAAGAUCUCCGAAAGCGAGUGAUCGAGCACAACGUGCGAGUCGUCGCUAAGUACUACACUCGCAUCCAGAUGAGCCGCCUUACGCAACUACUGGAUUUGACCGAGGACGAGACCGAGAAGUACAUCAGCGAACUUGUGACUUCCAAGACCGUUUAUGCCAAGAUUGAUCGACCCGCACGAAUCGUCAACUUUGCUAAGCCUCGAGAUGCUGACGAUGUUCUCAACGAAUGGAGUCACAACAUGAAGAGCCUUUUGGGCCUGCUCGAGAGAAUUGAUCAUCUCAUCACCAAGGAAGAGAUGAUGGCGCGGAUUCAGCCUGCCAAAUAAGGGUUCGGAGUAAUGGAUAGAGCUGUUUAUCAUCAUGACGGUAUGGGUGUUCUGUAUUAUACAGGUUAGAUAGUCCCCAGGAUGAGGAUAUAUGACAUGACAUUCAGUCUACUUAAGUCUAUCUAUUUGCAGUCUAUAUGUAUAAUCUAAACAGCCCAUAAUUACAGCUCCGCCUUGGGCUCUUUGUCUUGACCAUGUUCCUUGAUAAACCCAGCUAGUGGUGCUGCCCAUUGUUUGUUCACGGGUACGUGGUGGCCUCCAGGGUGGAUAAGCACGAGAGGGUCCUCGCAACGAUCUGAAAGUGCGCGACUUCGGUCUUCAUCAACCACUGUGUCAAGACUGCCCACGAAAUGCAGCGUGGGAGUCUUGAUCUUGGGUCCAAAGCAAAAUUGUAGUGAGUCGGGAGUUGCCCAGAAGCCUGAGUAACAUACGGCGAACUUGAGAGGGUUUCCAGAAUUUGCCUCUCUCAACCCUCUCGCCCAAUUUCCCUCCUUUCCCUCUGGUACAGCACGAUCCGGCUCCAUCGCUGCCGCAACGAGAGCAGCCAUGGCAGCACCUUGACUGAAGCCGCACACCGCAUCGAUGCCUUCCGAGUCACGGAUAGCCUGUGCGACGGUAGCCAUUCCCUCGUCUAGCAGACGGUAGUUCCCAGAAGCUUCAUCCUUGCGCCACCAAGCCCAGGUGUCAGGCUGGUAGUCCUCAGCCUGCGGCUCCUCAGGAGGUUGAUAGCCGGGAAUGUCUUCCGGGCUAAGCCGACUAGGACCCGUGGCAUAAAGAAAGACAGGGAGAAGUGAGAUAGGGUUGAGAAGCUUGACGAUAGUUUUCUCUAAAGCGCGAGUCUUGGCACGGAAGAGCUCGCCAGACUGUGUGAAGCC